GGAAAAUGAUAGAAAAACGCGUAAAAUGUCGUUGUUGACAGGAGAAAGAAAAAACAGCCAGGCCACAGAGCGCCGCCAUUUUUCUGUUUGCGCCAGAUGCUGAUUCUCGCUCGGCAGUGACGUGUCGCCAGAUCAAAUCACCCAAUCGCCACUGUGGGCUGCUUGGCUAAAAAGGCGACAGCGUGCGAACUCGUUCUCACUGACUGAUUUCCCGCACGCAGCAUGUAUCUGCGAAAGCCAAUUUUCAGUGCAUGAAAUGUUUACUAGUGGCAGGCGGCUAGACAAGGCGCCCCUGGGGGUGCGUGUCAUCAUCGUGCGCCUGGACCAAUCCUGGGAUGCUGUGUGAAACUAUAAAUGCAGCACGCCAGACGCAAACGUGUAGCUCCUAGCUCUCUUCACAACCACGAGUACUUUUCUCCGCAAGAACCCAACCUCCAGCCCCAAUGCUUGUAAGCAAACAGCCCAACACCACAGUUACCCCAGCACCUCUGCUCGCUGACACCUCGCUUCUGGACACCAAGCCUCGCCCUGACCACAACCACAAGCGCAUCCCGGCAAUUGCCCGGCAGAUCAUCGAGUCGCUGACCACGCACAAGGCGCUGCCUGGUAGUACGCAGGAGAUGCGCUCCCUACCCACCCUGCUGCUCUACGACAACCACGGGCUGGAUCUGUUUGACCAAAUCACGUAUCUGCCCGAGUACUACCUGACCUCGUGCGAGAUCGAGGUUCUCCAGAGCAACAUUGCUCAAAUCGUCGACGAGAUCCCUGACGACUCGGACGUAAUUGAGCUUGGCUGCGGCUCUCUGCGCAAGACUGAGAUUCUGCUGCGCGCACUCAACGAGCGCCGUGUGGGGGUCAACUACUAUGCAAUUGACGUGAUGCCAGCGCCGCUGCACGAAUCCAUGGGCGAUCUGGCGCCGCAGUUCCCGAACCUCUCGCUGACUGCGCUGUGCUGGUCCAUUUCCGAAAGUCGCAGCGUCCCAAGACCGUGCUCUGGCUGGGCUCGUCUAUUGGCAACUUCCACGCUGCCUGAGGCCACCACCUUCAUUGCCGGGAUCUCGUCCAACGCGCUGCUGCCUGGUGAUGCCAUCGUGAUCGGCAUGGAUAAGCAGAAGGACAAGCAAGUCAUCAUGGAUGCGUACCACGAUGCGCCAGGGCUGACUGAUCAAUUCGAACUUAAUGCGCUGGCCCAUGCCAACCGCAUUUUCGCUGACUACGUAAGCGGGUGCAUCGCAGGCAAUGGCACUACAGCCCAGCUGUUUGAUGUCGGCAAAUUCCGCUAUGCUGGCAAGUACGACCAGGUGAUCGGCCGCCAUGACGCCUUUAUCGAGUGCACCGAGGACACUGUGGUGCAGUGGCCCGAUGCGGUGAUGGCUGACGUCGCCGAGAUUACCGGCAGCACAUCAACAACACUGCCUAUUGUAAAGGGCGAGCGCAUCUAUAUCGAAUCGUCGUACAAGUACGCCGCCGAUGCCGCCGAGGUACUGGCCAAGGCAACUGGCCUGUCACACACUGCAAGCUGGACAGAGGCACGGGACUACUACUGCCUGAACCUGUUCCGCAAACCGCGCUUUUCUUGGUCUCUGCCCCUAAUGGGCGAUGGUCUGCCGCUGGCAGUCGAAUCAGCCAGCCUAGGCGGGUGGAGUGAGCCUGCGCAGCGUGUGCUCGACCUGUCGCGCAGCAUGCAGUUUUCGGCAAUCCCGCCCAUCGCUGAGUGGGAGCAGCUCUGGAAGGCAUGGGACACGCUGUCACUGCACGUCAUUCCUGCUGACAAACUGCUCGACAAGCCGAUCGAUCUGCCGGCACCCAUUCGUAUUCUACCUGGGCCACCUGCCGGUGUUCGCCGACAUCCAUUUGGCGGCUGCGGAGCAUGCGCCGCUGACGGAACCGCGUCAGUAUGCCAGUGUGGUUUGAGCGCGGCAUCGACCCGAACCUUGAGAACCCAGAGAUCUGCCACGACCAUUCCGAGGUCCCUGAUCAGUGGCCACCCGUGGCCGAUAUUCUGGCUUAUCGCGACCGCGUGCGUGCUAGGGUCCGCAGCUGGGUCACCAGGUUCCAUGGACGGCGAUCUGGAACCGGUGUCAGCCAGCGCUGCCAGACACGUGUGGAUGGCAUUUGAGCACGAGGCCAUGCACACCGAGACCAUGCUGUACAUGGUGCUGCAGAUGAUGCCAGGAAGCAUGAGCCCACCGCUAAAGAGCUCAUUUGCGCUUCUGUCGGACUUGGCAAAAACCUGUGAACCCUGCCGACCAGUGGUUGAGCUGGGUGACUCAGUGCUGCAUGAUGGCCACGUCUUUGGCUGGGAUAAUGAGAGCCCUGCUACGACCACACCAGUCAGCAGAUUCACAGUCAGCACGCACCCGGUUACCAACAAGCAGUACCUCGAGUUUCUGCUGUCACAGCCCACCGAGGAAUUUGAGUCGCUUGUGCCCAAAUCCUGGGUCAUACUGGACAACGACGAUUUUGGCGUGCGCACAGUCCACGGCACACCCUCAGUCACGGAAACUGUGGCCGCGCUGUGGCCGGUGUUUGUUAGCCAGCGCCAGGCCAGCAAGUACGCCGAACUGAAGGGGAAGCGCCUGCCAACCGAGGCCGAAUGGUCGUAUGCCUCUCGUGUGUACCACAUGGUACGCGCACUCGACGAGACGGCACCGACCAAGGCGAGCAGUGGUGUGCCGGUCGACAGCCACCUGCGCUCGCUUAUCCCACUCGACCAGCUGCGCACGGUGCUGUCGCAUCCCCACGAUGCGUUUGUGCCGAGCAGCGCCAAUGUCGGGUUUGCCCACUGGCAUCCGACUCCAUCCGUGUAUGAAUCAGGCGGUGGAAUCCCCGAUGCAUGCUUUGUUGGCAAUGGCUGGGAAUGGACCUCGACGCCGUUCCGCCCAUUUGAUGGCUUUAAAGCUUCGCCAAUGUACCCGGGAUACUCGGCAGAUUUCUUUGAUCCACCCGAGGCCGCCGAGAGCGACUCGACGCACUAUGUGGUCAAGGGCGGCUCCUAUGCAACUCACCCGCGCAUGGCACUCCGCCAGACAUUCCGAAACUGGUACCAGCGUGGAUACCCGUAUGUUCUGGCCACAUUCAGGCUGUGUGACAGCGAGUAG
Molecule: messenger RNA, 3101 nt
Organism: Linderina pennispora
Lineage: Eukaryota; Fungi; Kickxellomycota; Kickxellomycetes; Kickxellales; Kickxellaceae
Exons: 4
Coding region: 444-3101 (885 amino acids)
Source: RefSeq, a predicted model, not a curated record